This is a messenger RNA of Aspergillus alliaceus, 525 nucleotides long. RefSeq lists its product as uncharacterized. The transcript has a single exon. The record is from RefSeq and is a predicted model, not a curated record. NCBI's taxonomy places the organism in Eukaryota, Fungi, Ascomycota, Eurotiomycetes, Eurotiales, Aspergillaceae. Bases 1 to 525 code for a protein of 174 amino acids.
AUGAUGUUCCUAGCCUCGUUGGUUUUCUCCAUCCUGGCUUUGCCCACCACUGCUGUCUCCCAGCCCCUCGAGGAGCGCGGUUCCCCCGCUGGUCUUGGGUCCAUCACUGUACUCAACAAUAUGGGCUAUACUGUCUUUAUGUGGUCCGUGGAUGAUCAACGAGCCCCGAUGAAGACUAUUCCUCCAGGCGGCGAAUACCGGGAGACAUAUCGUCUCCACCCCAAAGGAGGCGGUAUCUCCAUCAAGCUGUCUACGUCCCCUGAUAUCACUAACAUCGUCCAGUUCGAAUACACCCAAGCUGGCGAAAAGAUCUUUUGGGAUGUAUCUUGCGUAAACACCAAACCUGGCUCACCGUUUUAUGCCAAGGGAGUCUCUCUUCAGACCUCGUCGAGCGACUGCCCCCACGCUUUUACCUGCGCGGCUGGUGAUUCCAAAUGCCCACAUGUUUACCACAAAUGGAAUGACGACCAUGCAAGCCAUGGCUGUCCUAUCCAUACCUCGUUUCGAUUCCAGCUUGGUCUGUAG